GCUGCUGCACCACCACCUCAUGCUAUCCGCAAUUUUUUUUUUUUUACCCUUUUUAUAAAAAUCCGUUUAGUUUCGAUUUAAUCUCCUAAUCCGGACUAAUUAAUCCGCGUAACGCGAGUUUUUACAGUCGAGUCUCUCCUCACAGCUGUUCAAAGAUGGGCUGCGCUGGAUUCACCUGCUCCAAACACUCCCUGUGCGCACUCAACAUCCUCUACAUUAUGGUGAGUCUGCUGAUGAUCGGCAUCGCAGCGUGGGGGAAGUGGUUCGGUCUGGUCUCCAGUUUCCAGGUGGUAGGAGGCGUGAUCGGCGUGGGGGUCUUCCUCUUCUUUGUGGCUCUGGCCGGUCUCAUCGGGGCCAUGAAGCACCACCAGGUCCUGCUCUUCUUCUACAUGAUCGUCCUCUUCAUGGUGUUUAUCGUACAGUUUGCUGUUUCCAGCGCCUGUUUGACCAUUAACAAAGAACAACAGGACCACCUGCUGGAGGUCGGCUGGAACAACUCUGAGAGCACGCGGAGGGACGUGGAGAAGAGCAUCAACUGCUGCGGCUUCAGACGCGUCGACCCCAACGGCACGUGUGACGCUGCCUGUUUCCCCAACCACUCCUGUUUGCCCUGUGCCGAUAAGAUCCGGGAACACGCUGGGAAAGUUUUGCACUUUGUCGGAGGGAUCGGACUUUUCUUCAGCUUCACUGAGAUUCUGGGAGUGUGGAUCACGUAUCGCUACAGGAACCAGAAAGAUCCAAGAGCCAAUCCUGGUGCCUUCCUGUGAGAGAGCACCAGUGGACGUUCAUGUGGUCAUAGAGGUUUUCUGACGUGUGGUUAAAUGAGGUUCUGACACCUUGUCCAUCAGCCAGAGGGGACACAAGGAAAAGCAGGUUUUAGCCAAAUACCUUAAGUCUAUUCAUCCAUCGUCUACCAUUUUAUCCUCCACAUGAGGGUCGCUGGUUCCAAUCCCAGCUGAGGUAGGGCAAAAGGUAGGGUAGGGUACACCCUGGACUGGUUACCAGUCCAUCACAGGGCAACAGCAUGG
Solea senegalensis (Senegalese sole) is the source of this 1028-nucleotide messenger RNA. It is a transcript of the gene tspan13b, whose product is annotated as tetraspanin 13b. Lineage: Eukaryota; Metazoa; Chordata; Actinopteri; Pleuronectiformes; Soleidae. Bases 156 to 767 code for a protein of 203 amino acids. Gene Ontology annotation, cellular component: membrane. The record is from RefSeq and is a predicted model, not a curated record. The transcript has 6 exons.